AUGGCAGACGGAAUUGACAGACGCGCCGAUGACAAAAUGGAGUUUAACACCUCCAGGGAGGUCACCGUUGCUCCCACCUUCGAGGACAUGCACUUGAAGGAAAGCCUUCUCCGUGGCGUUUAUGCGUAUGGCUAUGAGUCCCCCUCAGCGGUGCAGUCGCGUGCAAUUGUCCAGAUUUGCAAGGGUCGCGACACGAUCGCCCAAGCGCAGUCUGGUACUGGUAAAACUGCGACAUUCUCGAUCAGUGCUCUUCAAGUUAUCGAUACCGUUGUUCGCGAGACCCAAGCCCUCGUCCUCUCCCCCACCCGUGAACUUGCGACCCAGAUCCAGUCCGUUAUCAUGGCCCUCGGCGACUACAUGAACGUUCAGUGCCACGCUUGUAUUGGAGGUACAAACAUCGGAGAAGACAUCCGGAAGCUCGACUACGGUCAGCAUGUCGUCUCAGGAACACCCGGUCGUGUCGCGGAUAUGAUUCGGAGACGCCACCUGCGCACAAGACACAUCAAGAUGCUCGUUCUCGAUGAAGCCGAUGAGCUCCUCAACCGGGGAUUCCGUGAGCAGAUUUACGAUGUCUACCGUUAUCUCCCUCCCGCUACUCAAGUGGUUGUUGUCUCUGCUACCCUUCCUUACGACGUGCUCGACAUGACAACCAAAUUUAUGACAGACCCCGUCCGCGUCCUAGUCAAGCGUGACGAAUUGACAUUGGAGGGAAUCAAGCAAUAUUUCAUCGCAGUCGAGAAGGAAGAGUGGAAGUUCGACACCCUGUGCGACCUUUACGAUACCUUGACUAUCACACAAGCCGUCAUCUUCUGCAAUACUCGCCGAAAGGUUGACUGGCUCACAGACAAGAUGCGUGAAGCCAACUUCACAGUUUCAAGCAUGCACGGAGAGAUGCCCCAGAAGGAACGUGACAGCAUUAUGCAAGAUUUCCGUCAAGGAAAUUCACGAGUUCUCAUCUCUACUGAUGUCUGGGCCCGUGGUAUCGAUGUCCAGCAAGUCUCGCUUGUCAUUAACUAUGACCUUCCCACCAACCGUGAAAACUACAUUCACCGCAUCGGCCGUAGCGGACGAUUCGGCCGGAAAGGUGUUGCAAUUAACUUCGUCACAAGCGAUGACGUGCGCAUCCUGCGCGACAUCGAGUUAUACUACUCCACCCAGAUUGACGAGAUGCCCAUGAAUGUUGCCGAUCUUCUUUCCUAA
Molecule: messenger RNA, 1200 nt
Organism: Aspergillus puulaauensis
Lineage: Eukaryota; Fungi; Ascomycota; Eurotiomycetes; Eurotiales; Aspergillaceae
Gene: FAL1
Product: ATP-dependent RNA helicase eIF4A
Exons: 4
Coding region: 1-1200 (399 amino acids)
Cellular component (GO): nucleolus; catalytic step 2 spliceosome
Molecular function (GO): ATP binding; RNA helicase activity; mRNA binding
Source: RefSeq, a predicted model, not a curated record